ACCCAGCCUGCCCUACCUCUAUAUUACUGCACUUGCCGGUACUUCAUUUAUAGUGUGGUGGACUGGUGGUGGCAUCUGCAGCGAGAAUACCCGGUUGUGACGUCACGAUGGUUAAGUUUAUCGAAAGCCUGGAUGAAUUUAAUAAUGUGCUCACAACUGAACAGGGUCUUGUUGUGUUUGAUUUCACUGCCACAUGGUGUGGACCUUGCAGAGUGAUUGGGCCAGAGUUUGAAAGACUAAGUACAGUCUAUACUAACGCAAAGUUUUAUAAAGUUGACGUAGAUGAUGUUUCGGAUGUAGCAGAAAAAUGUGGAAUUAGGGCCAUGCCUACAUUCCAGUUUUACAAAAAUGGGAAAAAGGUUGCAGAAUUUUCUGGUGCUGAUAAACAAAAACUGGAAAAGAUAAUAGCUGAGCAUUGUUAAAGUCGCAUAGCAAAGAAUAUGAAGUGUGACCAUAAGAUCUACCCAAUGAACAACUUUUCAUCAAAAGUUGGUAGCAGGUUUACAAUGAAUACAGUAACAGUUGUUGAACACUUUUUCUUUGACAGCAUUGCUUAAGCAUAGGCGACCUCAAAACCACCCUCGUUCAAAAUUUUGUACCUCUGAUCUACAGUACUGUAGCAUUUUGUUAUGUGCUGCUGAAUACUAUGUUUCAAGAUUACUUGUGUCUGUAAACCUACAUUUGUCAAACUAUAUAUAUAUUUAAAAGUAACUAGUGUUCAUACAUCUUUCAAAAACAUCUGUACAUUAACCUUUCGGAGCUAUUGAAUAAUGGUCUUUACAUUUGUUUCUGCAAUUGUAAUAUUUUAAUAAACCUGCAUUUAAUUGUU
Molecule: messenger RNA, 829 nt
Organism: Spea bombifrons (plains spadefoot toad)
Lineage: Eukaryota; Metazoa; Chordata; Amphibia; Anura; Pelobatidae
Product: thioredoxin-like
Exons: 5
Coding region: 108-422 (104 amino acids)
Molecular function (GO): protein-disulfide reductase activity
Source: RefSeq, a predicted model, not a curated record